AAAAAAUUCGUUGAUUGGCGAUAUGUUAAGUCGUCGCCGCCGUCGAGAAAGUAUUCCGGCUUCGUUGUUUAUUUUAGAAGAGCGCUCCAAAAAAUGGUUGACUCCACAGAUACCCAAGAUACCACACACAAUAACACCUUAUCUCCAGUGUGGUAUUCUCCCAGUUCAAAUGCAAAGUCCACGGCUGAUAGCAAUGUGUUGGCUUGUAAGGCACGUCUGGAAGUCAUAACAAAGACAACAAUAGAACAUUUCCAGAAAUGGUGUCUCACAGACAAACGCGGCUUACAUCUGUGUCUCCACAUCGAAGGUAUAAAAACAAAAUUAUUGGAACAAAUUAAUACAUCUACGGAGGGAAAUAGCAGCGAAUUUACCCUGUAUCCGGCAACAAUGAAACCGCAUUGUAAUAAUUUAUCAAUUAUUGCUACAAUAUGCAGAGAUAUUGCUGUUAAAACCAAGGAAUCUCUCAAACAAUUGAAAGCUUUGAGUAAGCUGCCUGGAAGUUGUAAUGAAAUAUUCUAUCGUUCGUGGGAAUUGGAUGAAUUUAUUGCGUUCUUAACCGAACUGGCAGGACGUUACGAAAAGGAGGCUGAAAUAAGACUGGCAGUAGCGGAAAAUCUUCCGCACUGUACAACAAGAUCGGAUCUUAUACGUUGGACUUCUGCCUGGGAAUAUCCACAAUAUGUAGAUUCCUAUGUCCAUAGUCUUUUUAAAUACUUUAAUGAAGAAUUAGAAAAUAGAAACAAGGGUUAAAGACACAAA
Messenger RNA from Musca domestica (house fly), 759 nucleotides. RefSeq lists its product as uncharacterized. The transcript has 3 exons. Bases 94 to 750 code for a protein of 218 amino acids. Lineage: Eukaryota; Metazoa; Arthropoda; Insecta; Diptera; Muscidae. The record is from RefSeq and is a predicted model, not a curated record.